This is a messenger RNA of Pantherophis guttatus, 1146 nucleotides long. RefSeq lists its product as uncharacterized. The record is from RefSeq and is a predicted model, not a curated record. NCBI's taxonomy places the organism in Eukaryota, Metazoa, Chordata, Lepidosauria, Squamata, Colubridae.
ACCGUGAGGCAUCUUCUGACAGUUGGUUUCAGCCUCUGCUGUGGUUGGUGCUGGGCUGUGUGAGGGAGGCCAUUUCUCUCGUGGGAAUUGAGGAUCCAUUCGAGAACUCACAGGAACGGAGCUGAAUUUCAGCCCUUUCGCCAACACCAUGAAGAAAACUGCAGAGACCCUUCCGACGUCCACUCAGGAGAGCUUAAAGAAGGAGAUCGGUACCCUAAAAGAGAGAGUGGCCAACCGUGAGGCUGAAAAUCAGAAGAUCAUGAUAGAAAUCGAGGGCAUUAAGAAGGAGAACAAGAACUUGGAAGAGAGAAUCGAUUGCUUGACAAGCAUGGUGAAGGUCUUGGAAAAGGAAGAGAAAGAACUUCGGGAGCUGCUCCGAGAACGGGAAGACACGCGGGCGGCUCUGGAGGCCCAAAACCAGACGUUGGCCGAGACCAACAAGGUCCUCCUCUCCGAAAUCCAGGCGGUCUCCCACGACCUCAUCCGGUUUCAGGAUUACCGAGCUAGUCGAGACCAGAACAUGUCGCGUAUGAAGCAAGUCUUGGAGCAAAUCGUGGGGUACUUCGGACAGUUGGAAGGGGCGAUCGAAACGGCCGAGCUGCGCUACGCGGACCAGAAGAAGCAGUCUGCCGAGCUGAGGAGCACCAUGGAUCAACUCCAGAAGAUCUGCGACGUGCAGGAGAACGAGAUCCUGUGCCUGGAAGAGCAGUUGGAGCCGUUCUCCUUCGAGGAACGCGGAGGUGGAUCUCUGUUGCUGGGAGGGUCCCUCCCUGCUGUUCGAGAUGGUGCAGGCCAAGCUGAAUCUAGACCCCCAAGCGUUAAGGGAGACCCUCUUUUUGGUCUUAUCCAAAGGGGCCUGGGUGCUGGUGGGUCUAGUCAUCGGCCUGAUGUUUUCAAAAAUGAUCCUCUGCCUGAUGGAGACUUGGUGCUUCAGAAGACGACGCUGAAGUUUGCGUCUUUCUCGGACAUCCUGUCCUCGUAUCACGCCCGGAAGAUGAGAAAUUUGAUUGUCUUUUUGAGCCAGAGUCCCGGAGAACAAUGUCGAAACCUAGUCACUAAAGGAAAAAAAGGGAGCUCCGUUUCUACCUGCGGGAAUUGUUAGGCAUUUCUGUCAUUCAAAUAAAUGCACAGGUGUGGAAUAGGUGG